Sebastes umbrosus (honeycomb rockfish) is the source of this 858-nucleotide messenger RNA. Its product is annotated as myeloid cell surface antigen CD33-like. Bases 1 to 858 code for a protein of 285 amino acids. The transcript has 5 exons. The record is from RefSeq and is a predicted model, not a curated record. Lineage: Eukaryota; Metazoa; Chordata; Actinopteri; Perciformes; Sebastidae.
AUGAAUAAUAUCUAUCCAAUGAGUCUUACUGGAGACCUGAGUCAGAAUAACUGCACCACUUUAUUUUCCAGUGUAAUCACUAAUUACACAGGCUGGUACUACUUCAGAAUUGAGAACGGACCAUUUGUGGCAACAACUCCUUGUAAUCGUCUUCAAAUAACAGUCAAAGAUACUCCUCCAAGGCCCAGCAUUGAGAUCUCAGGUGAUCUGAAGGAGAAUCAGUCUGUCACUAUAACCUGCUCAGCUAUCACUCCCUGUCCACACUCCCCUCCUGAACUCACCUGGACUCUCCAACAAGACCCUCACAACAAAAUAGAGGAAAACCCAGAUGGAACCUUCACAACUAAAAUCCCGAAGACCUUCACUAAGUCAGACGAACAUGAUGGAUUCAACAUCACCUGUUCAGCCAGAUAUCCUGUAAAUGAAGGAAAAGACAACAAGACAGCAGAGAAGAGAAUGAAGCUCAGUGUUUCAUAUGCUCACAACGACACCUCAGUGUCCAUCAGCUCUGUCAGCUCGCUACAGUGGGGUUCAGCUUUUGGAGGGAUCCUUGUCAUCAUACUCAUCUGCCUUGUUAUCUGUGUUUGGUGGUUUAAGUCGAAACGUCCACAAACUCAGACUCAAAGAGGUGACGAGCUGACUCUUCAAAUGCCAGCCAGCAAAACAGAAGAAGACAUCCAUUAUGGAGAGAUCGACUUCUCCAAGCGGAGACCUGAACCGUCCUCGGCCUUGGAGCAGGACGGUGGACAGCAGCAGGAUACACUGUAUGCACAGGUCAACGUGUCCGAGACAGCGAGCAGCUUAAGACAGGCUGCUGACGUCCCAGAGGAUCUCUACGCUCAAGUGAAGAAAAAAUAA